CGCGGCUUGGAGCCUGCGGGCCUCCGUAUGGCCGGCGUCUCCAUGGCGACCGCGUGGUCCUGGCGGCCUCCAUUGUUGGGUUGUCGCUCUGGGUCCCCCGGGCGCGCGGCGUGCGACUGGGGCGGAGCUCCGCAGGUGACUCCAGACCAAGGAGGAUGAGCAGUGGGCCCCGGAGGGCUGCUUCUUCCUGUCUGACAGAUGGAGGGAAGCAGCUUCUACAAGGUUCGCCCUGGGGCUGCUGACCCCGAGAGCAUCGCUGGUCAAGCCAGGAGCACGCCCGCCUCCCCCUCCACAGACGUUCACAAGGGUCUUAAGGGGGUCGUCUUUUCCUCCUCACCGAUCUUAGACUUGAGUCAAAGUGGUCUUCACCAUUUAGGAGAGAUCUUUAAAAUCCCCACCCUUAAACAAUUGUAUCUUCAGAGAAAUGCCCUCUCUGCGAUUCCCAAAGAUUUCUUUCAGUUACUGCCAAACCUUACUUGGCUAGACCUCCGGUUUAAUGGAAUUAAAGUGCUUCCUUCUGGGAUCGGAUCUCACAAGCAUUUGAAAACCUUGCUUUUAGAAAGAAAUCCCAUCAAAAUGUUACCUGUGGAGCUGGGGAACGUGACGACACUGAAAGCGCUGAACUUGAGGCAUUGCCCUCUGGAAUUCCCCCCUCCGCUGACUGUGCAGAAGGGGCUGGUGGCCAUCCUGUCCUUCCUGCAGACCUGUGCAGCAGAGCACUGCUCCUCCCAGGAUGUAACUUCUCGAGCAAUUUCACAAGUUAAAAAGAUGAACGUAAGUGAGCUGCCUCAUCCCUUGUUGGAUUUAUCCGAAGACCGUGUGCCUGACAGGGAAGCCAUUACCUCUCAGGAUGGAAAGGGGACCACGUUGAAAGAAAAGGCAGACUUUUUCCCGCCGGUUGAAAAACUAGACCUGAGUGAGCUCAGAAAGUCCACCGACUCCUCGGAAAACUGGCCGAGUGAGGAGGAGAUCAGGCGCUUCUGGAAGCUGCGGCAGGAGAUUGUGGAGAACGAACAAGCAGAAGUUCUUGAAAACCAGCUCUUACCAAUGGAAUUGCCUCCCAACCUCAAGGCAGCGUUGAACACCAGGGAGAAAGAGCGUUCCAGCCGAAGACACGCUUUCAGAAGGAAGACCCCCUCCUUCAGGAGCAUCCUGCCUGCCCUCCCGUUGUCGCACCAGGCAGUGAUUGGGGCAAGGAGGCUGGAGGAGAGCCGGGCUGCGGCCCUCCGGGAGCUCAGGGAGAAGCACGCCCUGAUGGAGCAGCGGAGAAGGGAUAGGAGAGUGCUGCAGGAGUGGAGAGAGCACACCCAGCUGAUGAAGAGGAAGAAGGAGGAGCUGAGCGAGCUCCUGCCCCCACAGAGGACGCUGGUGGCAUCAAAGAUUCCCUUUGCCACAGAUCUGAUGGAUAAUGAGAAAAUACCAAAGAAUUCAUUUGGAAAAACGAGACAAAGCAAAGAGAAAUCAUCGCCAGCAAGUAAAGAAAUGGGUGCCGCCCAAGAGGGGGAUUUAGAAGAAAAGCUAAAGCAGCACAUAGAGCAAAUGCACGAACGAAGGAAAAGGUUUCGGGGGAUGGUCCCACUCGAGGAAAUAAGGAAGGCUACACAGGACUUGGAAAUUGGCAGAAAGCUACAGGAUGAAGUAAUGAAACUAAAAUUGGGAUCGACUUUGAGCGAAAAUCACCGAUUCACAGCUCUCUCUGGAAACCUGUCACUUCGCCCGCCUGCAUCACAGCCUCAGAAUAUAUUUUUUAACAUGAAAUAUUAAGAAUCUGAAAAAGUUUACAGAUACUAAUGGCAAGGUGUCGCCUGUACUGACUGAGACAUCACCGACCCGACCCUCGGCUGGGCGUCCUGUCCUCAGGUGUCUCGUGUGUGGUGGGGGUGGGGGGGGAUCUAUUGGGAUUCGAUGUAACUCUGGUGAUUUAUUCAGACACCUCUUCUUCUCAUUUCUGCUGCUUUUCUGGGGCUGUAAAGGUUUGAGCUGCUUGAGAAGAGACUGCUGUAAACAAGCCGCGUGCUGUUCGUUUCUGUCGACAUGUUUCUGCCAGUCCAGUUGACAGAAUGUUCUGGAUGUUAGCACCUGCCCCUCCCCCUCUGCCACUCUGCCACCCAGGUCACAAAUGUAAUCACAGCUUUCAGUGACUCCCUGUUCUAUUGUGGGGGAGGCCAGGUCUCCAAUUCCUGCCAGAUCAGAAGCCCUGUGGUCCUGUCUGCCCUGGAGGGAGGGCAGCUUGCUCGAGGGCGUUGGGGAGCUCACCUGCUGGCAGCCUUGGCCUUGCCCUGCACGUGGGGUAGUGGGCGCAGUGGGCACAGCCCUGCCCUGCGGCUCCCGGGCCUCCAUCCACAGAGCAGUCUUUAUCACGUCCUCACCAGGCUAUUCAGAUUCUGACGGGUCUCUGCCCUGUAGGUCUGAUUGGAUGUUAAAUAAGGGCUUGAUCUUGAAAACAUCUUUGAUUCGAUUUCUUUAAUAGAUAUAGGAUUAUUCAGAUUUUCUGUUUUUGUGUUAACUUUAGUAAAUAUGUUUUUAAUGAAUUUUUGCAUUUCAUCCAAGUUGUCAAAUUUAUAGCAUCAAGUCCUUCAGAUGACCUGGACCCGGGCCCUUGUGGCCACCGGCCUCACUCUGGUUGUAGUAGCCACACAGGGUGUCCAGGCCCCCUCAGAAGGUCCCAGUGCCCUUGCCCCUCGGGGAAUGGGGUCCCCAGGUCUGAGAUGGAUGGAUGUCAGGGGGUCUGCUCGCUUUUCCUGGCCCCACUCUCACUCGUCAGGGUCAGGACCACUGAGAGCAGCAGGAAGAGGGUUGGGGGCAUCAAGACCCACACGCUUAGGGUCUGGGGAAACUCU
Molecule: messenger RNA, 2840 nt
Organism: Equus caballus (horse)
Lineage: Eukaryota; Metazoa; Chordata; Mammalia; Perissodactyla; Equidae
Gene: LRRC27
Product: leucine rich repeat containing 27
Biological process (GO): signal transduction
Molecular function (GO): protein binding
Source: RefSeq, a predicted model, not a curated record